Molecule: messenger RNA, 824 nt
Organism: Acaulospora morrowiae
Lineage: Eukaryota; Fungi; Glomeromycota; Glomeromycetes; Diversisporales; Acaulosporaceae
Source: the annotation of a GenBank genome assembly
CAGUUGAGCUUGAUCCCGAAGAUGUUUGGACACUUCGAACUCGAGGAAUUGUUCACCGUUCCUUGGAUAACUAUGAUGAAUCGAUCAAAGAUUUUAAUUCAGCAUUGAAACUGGAUCCAGACAAUCCAAACACACUGACACAACGCGCAAUUACUUAUGGAGAUUCAUUGAGAUUCGAUGAUGCACUGGUUGGAUUUCAUCAAGCUUUGGAAUUGCAACCAGAGAACACAUUCAUCCUAGAGAGGCAGGGGGAAAUCUACCGCCGCAUGGGUUGUUACCAAAAGGCAUUGGAGUGCCUUCAGAAGGCAUUGAAAUUAGAACCAAACAAUGUAAAUAUACUUCGCAUACAGGGAUCAACCUAUUAUGCACUUGGCAGUUACAAAGAGGGACUUGCCGAUCUGAAUAGGGUGAUAGAACUCGGCGGCGAUGAUUAUUUCACCCAAGGUUACCGUGGGGCAAUAUACCGUGCAUUGGGGUACUAUUCAGAAGCACUUGUUGAACUGGAUAAGUCAAUCAAUGCUCGAAACGUUGAAAGUUUUACGCUUGGUGAGCGUGGAGCGAUUUAUAGUCGUCUCGGACGACCCCUCGAAGCUCUAAAAGAUUUUGACAAUGCAUUUAAGAUAGAAGUUCAUCAUGCAUUGGACAAACAUGAGCGUAGCGUUGCUUACCUUGAACGAGCAUUGCUUUACAAAACGUUGGGAUUCUAUGAUGACUCGAUAUCAGAUCUCAACAAGGCAUUGGAGCUUAAUCCCUACAAUACCGUGGCUAUCGAAGAACGAGAUAAAGUAUUCGAAAUCUACAAAAGACUUCUGAUCCGAGCGUAG